AUGGGCAGGAGGGAAGACGUGGAGGUCCUGCUGAGGAACGAGGGUCUGCGCAACACCCGCCACGCCAUGUACCUCACGCCCCACGCUCCCACACAACAGCAGCAGUCUGGAGCAGAGCAGCACGAGGCCCUCAUGGGAAACAAGCUGAGGGUGGUGGCCAAGAACUACUUCCCCUACUUCAGCUACGAACCGCUGAGCGACAAGCCUGGCACCCUGGUGACACCCAAGGACUCCCUGUGUGCCCGCAUGAUCGCCGCCCUCGCCACUGCUUAUAACUUCACAUACGAAGUGAGGGAGCCGGAGGACGGCCAGUGGGGUCUUCUCACCAGCAACGGCAACUGGACGGGCCUGGUGGGGACACUGCAGCACGAGAACGCAGACUUCUCCGUGGACAUCACCGUGACGCUCGACAGAUCCAAGGUGGUGGAUUUCACGGCGCUCUACAUUGAGGAACCUGUUGUAAUUCUCUCUCCAAAACCAAGACCUCUUCCCGAGUAUUUGUCGCUUGUUAGGCCGCUGGAAGCCAACGUCUGGGCUGGUGUGGUGUUGAGCGUCUUCGCGUGGGGUGCGAUACUGUGGCUGAUGCAGAUGUGCUGGCAUUGGAUUUCUGGAGGUCGCCGGUUGAGCUUCUCUUCGUCCAUAUUCUACGGGUGGGCGGUGCUGCUGGAGGACCACCCCUACCACCCGCCCGUCAACACCUCCAGUCAGGUGAGGAUCCAAGUGUUCCCGAUGGGCCUUCGGCACGCACCCAAUGUGAUUUGUAUUUACAUCAUGGUUGUAAAGAAAAAGGAAGAUAUUUUCGAUUAUCAGAAAAAUGGUUACUAG
Messenger RNA from Scylla paramamosain (green mud crab), 825 nucleotides. RefSeq names its product probable glutamate receptor. Gene Ontology annotation, molecular function: ligand-gated monoatomic ion channel activity. The record is from RefSeq and is a predicted model, not a curated record. The transcript is spliced from 5 exons. NCBI's taxonomy places the organism in Eukaryota, Metazoa, Arthropoda, Malacostraca, Decapoda, Portunidae. Bases 1 to 825 code for a protein of 274 amino acids. Gene Ontology annotation, cellular component: membrane.